Xenia sp. Carnegie-2017 is the source of this 2304-nucleotide messenger RNA. RefSeq lists its product as uncharacterized. Bases 129 to 1310 code for a protein of 393 amino acids. The transcript has 9 exons. Lineage: Eukaryota; Metazoa; Cnidaria; Anthozoa; Malacalcyonacea; Xeniidae. The record is from RefSeq and is a predicted model, not a curated record.
UCUAAUCAGGAAAUUAUGCAAAUAGCAGUUUAAAGCGUUGUUGACAGCCUGGUCAGUGUAUAUUAUGUGGCUAGUCGUCGUCUAUAAAGGUUCACUUAUCCCACAGGCAGUCAAAUUGUGGCAAGAGUAUGGAAGUUCAACAGCUUUUAUUAUGUGGAGUGUGGAUAAUAACCUGCUUAACUCAUCACGUAUUAACAGCUCCAUUUAGCAUACAAAAAACGAAGGGUUAUGGCUCAGCGAAAAACGUCCUAAUUUUUGGUAUUGACGGCUUGGGCGGUGUUCACUUGGAGAAUGUUACAGCAAAAUAUCCCGGAUUUCGAUCAUUUUUUGAUGAAGGAAGUUAUACAACAAGUGCAAGAUGUGAAACUCCAACAGUAAGUGCAUCAAAUUGGGGAACACUAAUAACAGGUAUGACGCCAGCUGAAGCAGGGAUUCAGGCAAAUUACUGGAUUCCUGAGUAUGGAAGACCUAAGAGUAUCAGUCAACGUAGCCAUUUUGAACCAAUUUCUGGUGAAGGUGUACCUGAAAGUAUCUUUGAUGUUAUGUACAAACAGAAAGACAUGAAGGUAUACAUGGGUUACACGUGGGACUGGUUUCAUCAUUUUGCAAGCAAUACAACUGUAGAUGAGAUGUUCCGUGGGGCACAGUUGCCGUAUUUCAAUGGAAGCGCUGAUUGGCUAAAAUGCGCAUUUGAUUUUGGUUGCAUCAAACAUUCAGAUGAGGCCGUAUUUAAUGCCACAGUUGAUGUCAUUCAACAGAUUCAACCUAACUUCAUGUUUUUACAUUUCUCUCGCUUGGAUAAAGCAGGUCACGUACAUUGUUGGGGAUGCAAAGAGUACUAUGAUGAGCUAGAAGUUAUAGAUGGAUACAUUCAAAAAAUCCUACAAGUAUUGAAAGAAACGAAAACCUCGCAAGGAACGGAAAUGUUAGAUGAGACGUUAGUGAUGGUGGUCAGUGAUCACGGCGGAUACAGAAAUCUUCAUGGGGAGUGUAAUGGACCAAAUACUGAAUGCUUGAGCUUUACUAUGACAGCAACAAUGAACGUGCCUUUGUUAUUGAAGGGUCCAACAGUAAAGAAGGGAUACAACAUGACUGCAAAUAGGAAUUAUGUCGCAAACAGAGAUGUCGUUCAAACUGCUCUUCACGCUUUAGGCUUGCGAAAAGGUCGAUAUAUGACAGGCAAAGUUCUUACAGAAGCCUUCGAGGAAACACCUCCAGACGUGAAUAAAACCAUUGGAGUAUGGAGGGGAAUGGGACCAUUAUGUCUCAUUUGCUACAUAUUGUUGCAUUUGUCAAUUUCAAGCAUAUAAUCUUAUAAGUUAAUCAUGUUCAAGAUUUCGUAUGGGCAAGAAGAAUAACUUAAGUAUAGAAGAAUAGAUUGCUGUUAUCUAAAUGAAUUGGCAAGAAGUUUGGAUGUUAAAAUACGACACAAGACAAUACGACAAUACGACACAAGAACACUGUGUGUUAGUAUAUAGAUCGAGUAUGACGAAGCAUGAAGAAUUUCUGAAAUUUAAUGAAAACCAAACUAUGCGUAGCUGCGUUGUAUCAUAAUAGCCUUUGCAUAACUGACAAAAUGCUCGUGAACAGACCAGGCUUCACGAUUUUUUCUAAAACAUCGAUUGUUCAGAAUCUACUGUGUUUACUGUCGCACGUGUUCUUUUCAUAAUAAUGUACACUUCACAUUUGAACAUGGAGUAAGUCAUAUAAUUGGCGAUCAUUACUCGCUAAAGCUGAUGUUGCAAUUACUUUAAACUUAACUAUAUCAAUAAUGGUACGAGUAAUUCUUCGCUUUAGAUCAUCAAAAACCGUAAAACUGCUGUUCAAACAUGGAAAAAGAGAAAACGUAUUGCAUCAGAUAUGAUGGAUGCCAUCUUAGAAAAUUACCCCAAAACAAAAAAACAAUUUAUCGAAGAUGUUGGCAUUGAAACAGACGAGGAAUACAAUGUGACUGUACCACAAAUAUAACCACGGACCAUAGCAAUAGCAAUAAAUUCAUUGGGAAAAAACAUGUUUGGCUACACAUGUUGGCAACGUUUUGUUCUUGUUUUAUUAAUCAAUUACAUCAUCUCUAAACAAAGCAUCAUUUUCAAUUUUUUUUAUGUGAAGAAACUCUUAUCUCUUUGAUAACAUUUUUCAACACGGUCGAUAACAUCACGCAGUGAAAAUUGAAAUUGCAUAUUCAGUGACCUAUUCAUUUGUAAUCAUUUUGUGUUAAGUAAAAUUUUCAAUUAUUGCGUGUUUUCAAUAGAUUGUGUUUAAUUAAAGUUGCAAAGAAUAAACAAAAGAUUAAGUGCUGUGAAA